UCACCCUCACCUCGCUGCUUCACAGCUUCACUCACUCCUUCAUGGUUCGUCAUUAUUGUAUGAACAGCACUGUAUCGUCGCGGAUUCUGCGAUUCUGAGGUUCCCAUUCAUUCUGCUGGCUUCUCCCUACCUCAAAUGGGCUGUGACGUGACGCGGAUGGAGUGGGAUGAUGAAAAUGGGAUGGGAUGGAGUCAUGGGACCAAAGCAAUGCACCAAGUUCUGAAGCAAGCAACCACCCAACGCGACUUGAUCGAGAGAGGGUUGACGUGAUAAUUAGUACACGUGUAUGCAGUCGAGAAUGCGUGCGGAAGGGGAAAGCGCCUCUGGCGUACCUGGUUCGGUGACCGUGCGAACCUGUCGAUUAUGUCCUCCUCAGGACGCGUAGAGGGACAAUUUGGCUUACUUCCGCGAAGUUCUUAUGAAUUUUCGGCCAUCGUUUCUCACCGCGCUACAUCCGUGAUUCUCAUGGUUGAUUGUUAUUCUAAGUUUCCAAUGCCAUACGACUUAAGCGUGAUCCGAUGCGGCAAAGAGUAGGCAAAGAGAGAAAGCCGACAUAGAAAUCUACCGCGCAUGGCAUAGGCGACCUUAGUAGUAGCAAUUAGAUUUCAGCAAGUUUUGCAAGCGAUUAGUAUUUGCAAGCGAUUGGCUGGGAUUAUUUGAAGUCCCUACCGGCGCCGAGUCGCCGACAAUGUGGCUCGUAGAGGUGCCAGGAUGGGUCUCCGAGGCUUCCGAGUUCAAGGAUGCUUUAGAAGCUUCCUGGUCGGUUCUUCAGCAAGUGCUGACGCUGGCUGCGUCCCCUCAGGCGCAGCAGCAUCGCCAGCGGCAGCAAAGAAACCACUCUUCCGCUCCGCCGUCCAAGCUUGAGGUCAAUGCUGACGUACUAAUUAUUGUUCUUGUAUCGGUUGUGACAUGUCCGAAUGGUCGAAACCCCUCGGAAGCGUCACGUGCUCCGGGUUCAGCCAGUUUGAGCGACAUAAACCGUGGCGACGACUCGGCGAAGAUAUGCCGUGGCGGUAACAGCGACGAAAGCCGUGGCGAUGACUCGGCGACGGAGGAUCGGAUCUGGAGGCACCUGUUGAAGCCUCUGCUGCAGCGAGCCAUGGCCAUGGGCAAGGCAAUGGUGAUCGGCCACGUGGAGCGCAGCACCUCUCGAGCGGGCGGCCUCUGUGCCGCCGCUAGCUGGUUCUCCGCCUCUCGCCUCUACACAGCGUCCGCAUCUCACUCCCUUGCUGCUAACGGUGCUGCUGCUGCCGCCGCUGUUGACGCUGCUGCUGCUGCUGCUGCUGCAGCUGCUGCCGCUGACUCUGCGAAGCCUCCGCCCUUCUCCUCCGCGCUUCUCCUUCCGCCAGACUUUUCCAGGAGCCUGCCGUCAGCCUGCAAGCUCGCUACAAUCACACCGUGGAAUACUCACUCGCGGAACGGCUCGCUGACAGGGAUAGACGAGAACGGGCCUAACGAUGGGGCAAGUGGCGGGGGGAGCAGGUGGAGUAUGAGCAGUGGCGAAAGCAGCGUUAGCAGGAACAGUCGUAGCAGUGGCAGUAGCAGUAGCAGUGGCAGUGGCAGUACCGGUGCCAGUGGUAGCAGCAGCAGCAGCAGCACCUCCUCUUCCUCUUCCUCCUCCUCCUCCACCCCCUCAUCCGAGCAGACUCGCUACGAGCUGACUCGCCAUCCGUGGCACGAGCAGGCGAAGCAAAGAAGCUUCAAGGAACGUGCGCCCCUGCCGUCCCUGCAGCAGCAGCUGCUGCAGGUGCGGAGGCCCACGCUCACACCACCACUCCAACGCCGGUACGUUCAGAGUGCUGAGCCAGGCAACACUACCAGCAGCACCAGCACCACCGCCGCCAGUAGCAGUAGCAGCAGCAGCAGCAGCGGCAGCAGCAGCAGCAGCAGUAGCAGAAGCAGAAGCAUCGGAAGCACCACCACCACGGGCACCAGCGCCGCCCCUAUUGGAACUGCCAGCAGCAGCAGCAGCAGCUCUACUAUAAGCAAGGCUGCAGGCCCUGCAGGCUCUGCCGUGAUCCCCUUCGCCUCCCUGCUUCCCACCAUCUUAGACGCUUCAGACUCUCUUAUAUUAGACGCGCCUAGUGAUCCUGCCGUCCAUACCACCGUCUCAGACGCCCCAGGUUCUCUCAUCAGAUUCCCUUCCUUCCAGGGAGGCUCGGAGCACCUGGGCUCAGGUGGUACUUCAGAUGAAAACAGCACAGGCGUGGGGUUGGACUCAAGGGUUUUGGCAGCAGAAGUGCCAGCAGCAGGGUCCGCUCGUGCUGGUGGUGGUGGUGCUACUGCUGCUUCUGGUGCUCGGACUGCUGGGAGGAACCGACAGAGAGGCCUCAGCAGGAGCAGCAGUCUGGACAGAAUCGAUUUUGCCGACUGGGAAGGCCAGCUGGAAGGGGGCGGAGGCGGGGUGACAGCUACGAGUGGGCGCUGCAACCCCCUGCUUGCUUCAGACGCCCCCUGUCCGCCCGGUGCUAGAGGUGAGGGCGUUCGGGAGCACCGGGAUGGCGAGGCAAGCAGCGGAGGGAGUAGAGAAGCAGGAGCUGGAGGGAAAGACGAGGUAGUGCUGGUGUUGGAGGGAGGAGGUAGUGUUGGGCGCGGGAGGGCGGCAGCGGGUGAGGCAGGGGGGCAGGUCCUGGGGGGGGUGAUGGCGGUGGCGAUGGCGCAGCAGCAGGGGCGGGACGUGGUGAAAGCAGGCAUGUUCUUCCGCGCGCUGAGGAAGCAGCAGCUGCGGAGGGACUUGAGAGGCGCGGGGGGAGUAGGGGGCGCGGGGGGCGUGGGGCGCGUGGGGCGGGUGGGGAGUGCUGGGUCUCUCGUGUUGCCCGUUGUUCUGGAGGACUGUCGACAGUCUGACGAGCAGCAGGCAGAGGGGCGGCAGGUAGAGAAACAGCAGGUGGAGGUGAAGGCUGAGAGCAAAGCGGAGGCGGUUGUGGGCUCGUGGAGAAAGCAGUGGGCGCAUGGACGGAAGAUAGGGCACGAGAAACGGCGAGGGAGAGGAGAGGUGGGUGUGGGGGAGGGCGACAGGGGGAUGAAGAAGGCGCGAAGCUUCCCAGACAUUGCUGCACAGUCGCCCGAGCAGUGCAUUCCUCCUCGGCGCACCUCCCUCUGUGCAACGCAAGAAGCGGUCUUUUCCAACCCCUGGGCCGCUGUCAGUAGUGGAACCACCAGCACCAGCACCAGCACCAGCUCCAGCAGCAGCAGCAGCAGGGGAGCCGUCAUUGGAGGCUUUCCCCUGCACCUGCGUGGGAGCACUGUAGCAGUCACUGCAGGAGCGGAAGAGCAGGCUCGGAGACGGUUCCAGGGGGCAGUGGGUGCAGCAGGCAUUUGCAGAGAUGGGGAGAGGGAUGGGGAGAGGGAUGGGGAGAAGGAUGGGGAUGAACAGGAGGAGAAAUCGACAGCACAAGAGAUGACUCGGAGGCUGUUGCAGGAGGCGUUGGGCCUGUUGGCCGAUGGGGAUGGGGAGGGAAAUACGGAGGGGGGGGAAUUGUCCGCAGCAGAGUUGGCGAGGCGGCGGCUGCAGGAGGCCCUGGUGGGGGGCGAGGAGGGUGGUGAGGAGGGGGGGUUGACAGCGGCGGAGAUGGCGAGGCGGCGGUUGCAGGAGGCCCUGGGGGAGGGCGAGGAGGAUGGGGAUGACUGGCUGGGGGACGACUUGGGGCUGGGGGCGGCUGUGGUGGCUGCCCGACGGAUUUCUAUGAAUAGCUGGUCGUCUGGCGCCAUGCCCUCGCGCACGAGCAUGCACUUAAACGGCUUUCUCUGCAAGGAGAUGGAAGAGCUGGCGCAGCGCCUGCACAGGGAGGAAGCGGGGGCAGGGGGUGGUGGGGGGGGGUCAGCAUGGGGGUCAGAAACCAACAGCACCAGCAGCAGCAGAAGCAUUUUUGAUCGGGCGACUGCAGAAGACGGGUCAGCAGACAGCGCAGCAGCGAAUGUAUCAGGGUUACAUUCGGGGCAACAGCAGCGACAGCAGCAGCAGGAGCAACAGCAGCAACAGCAGCAGCAGCAGCAGGAGCAGAUUCAUCCCCCCUGGCAGCAGCAGCAGCAGCAGGGGGGCAGUCUCGAGUCUUCCCUGCUGGGGAAAAGCCUCCGCCGUGUCUCCUUCUCAGUCUUUACCGGGGAGAGCGAGGGGCGGGAGGAGAGAAGUGGGGAGGAGGGCGGCACAGGGCGGGAGGACGUGGAAGGGGAGAGGCAGAGAAGGAGCAGCCACAGCGUGCAGCGGUCCUUGGGGGGUGAGAGACAGCAGCAGCAGCAGCAGCAGCAGCAGCAGCAGCAGCAGCAGCAGCAGCAGCAGCAGCAGCAGGGGCGGCAGGAGGGCAAGGGCGUGUGGGGAAUGCAACAAGCGCUGCACCUGCAGAAUGGGAGCAGUGGGACUUCCCUUCACGACGCAGCAACGCCUGCUGCUGCUGAAGAGAAAAAUAGUGGUGUUUCCUCUUCCUCCUCGGCCCCGUCCCCUCCCCCCUGCCUGCUCUUCUCCCCUGCUGACCUAGCCACAAUCACAAACGGCUUUGCCGAGGCGAACUUUCUUGGAAGCGGGGCGUACGGGCCUGUGUACCGCGGCCUGCUGGAGCCGUCCAAUCACGGCACUCCACCUGGCACUGGCGAGGACGCAGCUGCUGCUGAAGAGAAAAAUAGUGGUGGCGGUGGUGGUGGUGCUGCUGGUUGUGGUGGUGGUAACCAUAGUAGCAGCAGCUGUAUGGAUGGUAACAAUAGUCGAAAGGCCGACACCCAGGGAAUGGAGGUGGCUGUGAAGGUGCACCGGUCAUCUAGCAAUCAGGGCAUAGAGGCGUUCGUCAGGGAAGUGGAUAUCCUGCUGCGAGUGCGGCACCCGCACAUAGUGCGCCUGGUGGGGCGGUGCGACCACGACCUGUCCCUUGUGUAUGAGUUCAUGGGGGGGGGAAGUUUGCAGGACCAGCUGCUACGGGCCAAGCAGGGGGAAGCAGAAGCAGCCGCGGCAGCAGCAGCAGCAGAGCUAGGAGUAGCACAAUCAGCAGCAGUGGCUGCAGUGUCCAAAGACGCUGCAGGAGCAGCAUCACCCGCCUGCCCCUCACCUCCCCCCCCAUUCCCUCUCCCCCUCCGCCUCACCUGGCGGGAUCGCAUGCGCAUCGCAGCAGAAAUCGCCUCGGCGCUGCUCUGCCUGCACCAAUCUCAGCCGCCCAUACUCCACCGCGACUUAAAGCCCGACAACGUCCUCCUCGACCAAUCGCGCACCAGCAAGGUUGCUGACGUGGGCCUUUCCUGCGUCGUUCCGUCCUCCAAUGUCGUGUUUACCAGGAAGGUGCGCGGAACCAUCGGGUUUAUCGACCCAGAGGCGGUGGAGUCGGGGGAGCUGACGAUUAAGUCGGAUGUGUAUGCGUACGGGGUGGUGCUGCUGCUGCUGCUGACCCGCUUCCCUGCUGCUAGGGAUGUUCAUAGGUAUCUCAGCUCGCUGCCUUCUGACGUCCUGAGGAGCCCUGCCCAUGCUGCUGCUGUUAUUACGGAGAAGGGAAGCGGCAGCAGCGGCGGCGGCGUCAGCGGCAGUGGCAGUGGCAGUGGCGGCAUGAGCAGCAAUGAAACAAGCAACAGCAGCAGCAGCAGCAGCAGCAGCAGCAGCAGCAGCAUGGGCCAGUUGGACCCAUCCGCAGGGGAGUGGGACGUACGGUUGGCACAGCGGCUGGUGGUGGUGGCACUCAAGUGUCUGGAGAGAUCGUCGGAGCGACGGCCGGGUAUGGAGGAAGUGAUGGGGGAGGUGGAAGCAGUGGCAAGAGAGGCGGCUAUGGGUGCACAGUGAGUGGCGCCGCAGAGGUUCACACACACAUGUGAGGUUGGCUCACCGGCUGGUGCUGGUUGCAUUUAGGUCUCUAGACGGAGCGUCGGUGCGACAACCGGGUAUGGUAGAAGUGAUGGGGGAGGUGGGAGCAGAGGCGGGAGAGGCGGCUAUGGGUGCAGAGUGAGGGGCGUGAGCAGAGGCUUGACACACACGAGUGGGUUGGGGUUGCUCACCCGCUGCUGCUGCUGCUGCUGGUGGCAGUUACAUGUCUAGAGAGAGCAUCAGAGUUUUGGCUGGGUAGGGAGGUGGAAGCAGUGGCGGGAGAUGUCGCUAUGGGUGCAAAGUGAGUGGUGUGAGCCACUCGUCUGGUGGUGGCUCAACACACACGAGUGGGGUUCACUCACCGGCUGCUGCUGGUGGCACUCAAGUGUCUAGAAAUAUCGUAGCAUCAUAGUUAUGGCCGGGUAUGGGAGAGGUGGGGGAGGUGGAAGCAGCAGCGAACGAGGCUUUGAAGGGAGUGAAUGAAGUGAGGCUGCUGCUGGUGGCGCUCACAGCCCUCCCUGGGAUGGGGGAGAGGGCUUGGAUGAACUGAACUGUAGUCCCAUCCCGACUUAUGUAAACGUUCUUUGAGCAGGAUGUGCCCAGUUGAAGGCACGUCUGAAGCACACCUAAUGUGGAAUAAUGCAAAAGUGAUGGUCGUGCUGGAUUAUUUGUUACUGAUGUAGGCCUGCCUUUAAUACCUUACAUUAC
Messenger RNA from Closterium sp. NIES-67, 6484 nucleotides. Lineage: Eukaryota; Viridiplantae; Streptophyta; Zygnematophyceae; Desmidiales; Closteriaceae. The record is from the annotation of a GenBank genome assembly.